Frankliniella occidentalis (western flower thrips) is the source of this 1797-nucleotide messenger RNA. RefSeq names its product G-protein coupled receptor moody-like. Gene Ontology annotation, cellular component: membrane. The record is from RefSeq and is a predicted model, not a curated record. The transcript has 8 exons. Gene Ontology annotation, molecular function: G protein-coupled receptor activity. Gene Ontology annotation, biological process: G protein-coupled receptor signaling pathway. The coding region runs from base 197 to 1333 and encodes 378 amino acids. Lineage: Eukaryota; Metazoa; Arthropoda; Insecta; Thysanoptera; Thripidae.
UUUGCCUGGGCCGGGCGUGCUGAUGACGUGUUCUGUGUCGCUCCGGCGCCAGGGUCGGGGGCCAGGCUGAGCCGCGCCCGCCCGCCGGGCUCCAGUCGCCACCUGGGUGACGAGGAGGAGAGAGCGAGUCGCGGAGGAGGCGCCAGGCACGAGCACCAGGACGGACUCGGAGGACGCCACCGUCGUCGCCGACAACAUGGAUAGCAUGCUCGAAGACGGAGCUGCGGGCCUGGCGCUCGCCGCCGUGUCCUCGGUGAGCGCAGGGGCCGCGGACGACUCGGAGUUGAGCAGGUUUUCACGACCCAUGCUCACCAUGGCCGCGGUGCUCACCAUCCUGGUGAUGAUCCUGGGGGUGGCCGGCAACCUGCUCACCAUCGUGGCGCUGCUCCGCUGCCCCCGGGUGCGCAACGUGGCGGCCGCCUUCAUCAUCAGCCUGUGCGUGGCGGACCUCUUGUUCUGCGUGACGGUCCUGCCCUUCUCGGCGUCGCGUUUCGUCCACGGCACCUGGACGCACGGCGGCGCGCUCUGCACCGUCGUGCCCUUCAUGCGCUACGGCAACGUGGGCGUCUCGCUGCUGUCCAUCGCCAUGAUCACCAUCAACCGCUACAUCAUGAUCGCGCACUACGGCAUGUACGGUCGCGUGUACCGCACCGGCUGGAUCGCGGCCAUGAUCGUCUUCUGCUGGAUCUUCAGCUACGGCUUCCAGCUGCCCACGCUCAUCGGCGUCUGGGGGGUGUUCGGCUUCGACCCCCAGCUGGGCACGUGCUCCAUCCGGCCGGACGCGUCGGGCCGCUCCUCCAAGGCGGCGCUCUUCAUCACGGCCUUCAUCGUGCCCUGUGUCAUCAUCAUCGCCUGCUACGCCAGGAUCUUCUGGGUGGUGCACCAGUCCGAAAAGCGCAUGCGUUCGCACGCCGUGGGCGGGGGCGGCGCGCGGCCCGGGCUGGGGGCGGGCGGCGGGGCCGGGUCGGGGGCGGUCUCGCAGAGGUUCAAGCCCGACCAGCGCCACGCCCGCGAGGGUCGCGAGAUGCGCGCCAAGCGCAACGAGUGGCGCAUCACCAAGAUGGUGCUGGCCAUCUUCCUGUCCUUCCUGUGCUGCUACCUCCCCAUCACCAUCGUCAAGGUCACCGACUCGGACGUCCGCUACCCGGGCCUUCACGUUGCGGGUUAUCUCCUGCUGUACCUGUCUGCCUGCAUCAACCCCAUCAUCUACGUCAUCAUGAACGCCCAGUACCGGCAGGCCUACCGGAGCGUCCUCACCUGUCACCGGCAGCGCGGCCGCAUGGGCGCCAGCACCGCAGGCCACUCGGAUGACCCGGAGUGGGGUGGGUGUUAGUUCGCACGUGCUGCGCCGGCAUGAUCGGGGCAUGGACGGCAACAGCAAGACCAUGGUGUCGCAGGUGUCCAUCGCCAUGUCCCCCGUGAGUCUGACGCCCGGCCACGGCAUCGACGACGACUUUUGAACGACGGGGAAAUAGGAAUGACCCGGCAAGUUCAACGCUACAGUGUUACAGCAGUGUGGUGUAGAUUGAGUGAAGGAAAAUCUCGUGAUGCGAAACACCGCGAGUCGUAUAUGCUAGUCAGUGUGCCAAAGACAAGGUGAAUGUUCAAUAUCUGCCAUAAUCCGUUCUUCCAGAGAGGCUAACGGCUCUCUUGUUCAUUUUAUUUUUCAUUCCACUUAUGAAAGUAAGUAGCUUUAAGAUUGAGUGAUACAAAACUGCAAGAUACACGUACAAUUAAAGUUAGUGAUUACAUUUUGUAAUAAAUCAAUUGUAAAAUAAAAACUGGCGUUUUAGAGUA